AAUCCUUUUGAUAAGAUUAAAGUACCUACUAUAGCUACUAAUAAUCAAGCUGAUUUUGAAGCUGAAUUAGCUGUAAUAAUUGUCAAAAUCUUAAAAAUGUUUAUAGAGAAGAUGCUUUACAAUAUGUUUUGGGAUAUACUGUAG
Funneliformis geosporum is the source of this 144-nucleotide messenger RNA. Lineage: Eukaryota; Fungi; Glomeromycota; Glomeromycetes; Glomerales; Glomeraceae. The record is from the annotation of a GenBank genome assembly.